Prunus avium (sweet cherry) is the source of this 1790-nucleotide messenger RNA. RefSeq names its product cytokinin hydroxylase-like. NCBI's taxonomy places the organism in Eukaryota, Viridiplantae, Streptophyta, Magnoliopsida, Rosales, Rosaceae. The record is from RefSeq and is a predicted model, not a curated record. Gene Ontology annotation, molecular function: iron ion binding; monooxygenase activity; heme binding.
ACACUCUCUCUUUUCCUUCUGUUUGCUCUUGUUCUUGUUUUAUCAAUCUGAUCAACUCUGCUAAUCAUUUUCCACCACAUACAUAGCCAUGGCCGCGGUUCUCUUAACAACUCUGCUAAUUAUGUUUGUUAGCUUGUUAAUAAGAGUUGCUUAUGAUACUCUCUCAUGCUACUUUUUAACCCCAAGACGCAUCAAGAAAAUCAUGGAAAAGCAAGGGGUGCGUGGCCCUAAACCCCGCCCUCUCAACGGAAACAUCUUGGACAUGGCCUCCCUUGUCGCCAAAUCAACUUCUCAUGACAUGCAAACUAUCAGCCAUGACAUCGUCGGCCGCCUCUUGCCCCAUUACGUCCUCUGGUCGAAGCAAUAUGGAAAAAGGUUCAUAUAUUGGACUGGAAUUGAGCCCCGGAUGUGCCUGGCCGAGACUGAGUUGAUCAAGGAGCUUCUGUCCAAGUACAGCACCAUCUCUGGUAAAUCCUGGCUUCAGCAGCAAGGCUCCAAGCAUUUCAUCGGCCGCGGCCUACUAAUGGCCAACGGCGAAGACUGGUAUCACCAACGCCACAUCGUUGCACCGGCAUUCAUGGGAGAUAGACUCAAGAGCUAUGCGGGGUACAUGGUGGAAUGCACUAAAAAGAUGCUCCAAUCGCUACAAAAUGAGGUAGAGACUUCAGGAGGGAGGGAGUUUGAGAUAGGAGAGUACAUGACAAGGCUCACGGCAGACAUAAUUUCAAGAACAGAGUUCGAUAGCAGCUACGAGAAGGGAAAGCAGAUUUUUCGACUGCUCACUGUUCUGCAGCAUCUAUGCUCUCAAGCAAGCAAGCAUUUGUGCCUUCCCGGAAGCCGGUUUUUCCCAAGUAAAUACAACAGAGAAAUAAAAUCCCUGAAAAUGGAGGUGGAGAGGCUGCUAAUGGAGAUAAUACAGAGUCGAAAGGACUGCGUGGAGAUCGGCCGGAGCAGCUCUUAUGGGAAUGAUUUGCUGGGGAUGUUGCUUAAUGAGAUGCAGAAGAAGAGAGGGAAUGGUUUUAGCUUAAAUUUGCAGCUGAUCAUGGAUGAAUGCAAGACAUUCUUCUUUGCAGGACAUGAAACCACUGCCCUGCUUCUCACUUGGACUGUCAUGUUACUAGCCAGCAACCCCUCUUGGCAAGAAAAGGUUAGGGCUGAGGUCAAGCAAGUCUGCAAUGGUGGAACUCCCUCUGUUGAUCAUCUCCCCAAGCUCACUUUGUUAAAUAUGGUAAUAAAUGAAUCACUGAGGCUGUAUCCACCAGCAACUGUUCUGCCUCGAAUGGCCUUUGAAGACAUCAAACUUGGUGACCUCCAUAUUCCAAAGGGCCUAUCAAUAUGGAUACCUGUUCUGGCCAUUCACCACAGCGAAGAAUUAUGGGGGAAAGAUGCAAAUGAAUUUAACCCUGAAAGGUUUGCUUCCAAGUCAUUCACCCCCGGGAGGUUCAUCCCAUUUGCUACCGGUCCUCGAAAUUGUAUUGGCCAAUCUUUCGCCAUGAUGGAAGCUAAGAUCAUAUUAGCCAUGUUAAUCUCCCGGUUUAGCUUCACGAUUUCGCCUAAUUAUCGCCAUGCUCCUGUUAUUGUCCUCACCAUCAAACCUAAGUAUGGGGUUCAAGUAUGCAUGACCCCUAUAGACCCUUCGACUUAGCAUACUGAUUUUGGAAUUAGAGUGCAUGGAUGAGUUUGUUAUGUGAGGAGCUAGGAGAGCUUGAGAUGGAAUUUUGGUCAUCAUUCUUCUUGUAAUUUUGUUCUUUCUUGAGUUAUACAUAGUAAAGAGAUGGGGAUUGGAAUGA